Molecule: messenger RNA, 762 nt
Organism: Melozone crissalis (California towhee)
Lineage: Eukaryota; Metazoa; Chordata; Aves; Passeriformes; Passerellidae
Gene: NDUFB6
Product: NADH:ubiquinone oxidoreductase subunit B6
Exons: 4
Coding region: 99-485 (128 amino acids)
Biological process (GO): mitochondrial ATP synthesis coupled electron transport; mitochondrial electron transport, NADH to ubiquinone
Source: RefSeq, a predicted model, not a curated record
CCGAGCGGGGCCGAUCGGGACCGGGGUGACCCAAGCGGGGCCGAACGGGACCGGAGCGAACCGGAGCGGAGCGAGCGGCCCGGGCGGGCUGAGGCGCCAUGAGCGGCCCCACGCAGGAUGAGAGGCUGCGGGUGCAGCAGCUCCGCGCCCUGCGGCGCCGCUGGCUGCGGGACCAGGAGCUGAGCCCGCGGGAGCCCGUGCUGCCGCCGCAGCGGCUCGGGCCCGUGGCCGCCUUCUGGGAGCGCUUCCUGCGGCCCGGGGAGCCCUGGCGGCACCAGGUGCACAACUUCUACCAGGGCGGCCGCUUCGUGUUUCUGCGGGUGCUGCUCCCCGCCUGGGCCAUCACCUACUACGUGAAGUACCAUCUGCUGAAAUCGCCGCACAAGGUGGUUGUGGCCAACCCACGGAUAUUCCCAGGAGACAGGAUUUUAGAGACUGGAGAGAUCAUGCCACCCCUGAAAGAUGAGCACCACAGGCACCACUGAUGGCCAGGAGCUGAUUUCCUCUGUGGGGGAACAUGGCCAGAGCUGCACCUGCUGUGUCUGUUCCAUAAAAGAGUGUUCAUUGUGCAUUGUCUCAGCUCCUCUGUCAUUUACUGUCCCAUUAAUCUGUGUCAUUCCAGGUGCUCCUCCUGUGGGAGUUCAUUAUUGCUGGAUCCUGGGGAUCUCCAAGGCCCUUGCCCAGCUCUCAGUGAGACCUGGCAGAAGGACAGUGUGGGCUUGGGGUGACAAGAGAGACACUCUGGAUCUCAGGGAUUUUGGA